This is a messenger RNA of Salvelinus sp. IW2-2015, 495 nucleotides long. It is a transcript of the gene sft2d2a, whose product is annotated as SFT2 domain containing 2a. NCBI's taxonomy places the organism in Eukaryota, Metazoa, Chordata, Actinopteri, Salmoniformes, Salmonidae. The record is from RefSeq and is a predicted model, not a curated record. Gene Ontology annotation, cellular component: membrane. Gene Ontology annotation, biological process: vesicle-mediated transport.
CGGACCUUCUUAUUUCUGCUCCGUGAUUCAUAUCGUCACACCGGGAAGCAACAGAAAUCAAACAUCCGAUCCUCAUCCUGACUUACUGCGCUCAGCCAACGCGUUAAAAGUCAUGGACAAACUUAAAUCAGUUUUGAGCGGAACGGAUGGACCCAACGAAAAUGGCAACAUCUUGCAGGCAGCGAAUGAAGCAUCUACUUUGGGUUGGGGUACACGAGUGAAGGGAUUUAUGAUCUGUUUUGUGAUUGGGGUCACCUGCUCAAUCUUGGGAGUCUGUAUGCUCUUCAUCCCCAAAGUAGGAAUCCUCCUCUUCAUCAUCUUUUAUACCUUUGGAAACAUCUGUUCACUCUGCAGCACCAUGUUCCUGAUGGGACCAGUCAAACAGCUGAAGAGGAUGUGUGACAAGACCAGAGCUCUGGCCACUACUAUCAUGUUGACAUGUCUUGUGUUGACUCUCUGUGCAGCCUUCUGGGUGAGUUAAGCCUAUAUUUUGUU